AAUGGCUUGGGAAGCUGUUGGGAGCUGCAGGGUCGAAUGUGGCAUGGCUGGAGGCUGAGGGGCCAUCUAGGGACCUUACUGGCCCUUCAGCGAAGUUCUGGUUUGGGACAAAAGCAGGCUGAGUAGCCCUCAAGCCUCUGCCUAUGUAACCUCCUAAGAGAUUCACCUGCACAGCUGCCCCUUCUUACCCGGCCUUCCUCUAGGCUUCCUGGGAGAGGACCUCCACAUCUGAUCCCGCUCUGGGACCUGCUGACACCUUGGGUCUCCCCGCUGGGAGGGGGCCUUCUGGGCAGCAGUUCUGACUCCCUGGAGGUGGAGACACGGCCGGUCCCACCUCUGCUCCCAGCUCCAGGCAGGUUCCCCAGCCUGAGCUACGUGGCCAGGGGCAGACUCUGUCCCUCUGUGAGCCUCAGGUUCCUCGUCUGUGAAACGGGCAAAUGACACCCCUAACUUUGUUGUCACAGUAGCUGAUCUGUGUCAGGCAUCGACGUGGGCACACAGUAGGUGCCUACUAAGUGUGAGCUCUCCCAAACAAGAAGGCGGGGCUUGACUUGUCCUUGCCCCACAUCCCAGCCUCCGUCCCCUUGACAGCGGUGGAUGCGGCGUGUGCCGAACUGAACUGUUCUCCUCACGACACCCCUGCCCGGCUGGGCGCCAGCCCCCAUGCCAAGCAUGGAGGGGCACCAGGGAGAGAGAGGGGAAUGGAGGCUGGGACAGAUGGCGCCCUGAAGUGUGUGGGUCACGUCCGAAUCAGGCAGCGUCCCUGAACCCUGGCGCUGGGGGAAGUCGCCAACCUGUGGCCAGGGCGGGGCUGAUAAGCCCCAUCAAUCACCUGGCUCUCCCACCCCGGCCUCCAUCCCGCUGCUUAGCUGCUUCCGUGUCUCUCCCACCCCGGCCUCCAUCCCGCUGCUUAGUCACCUCCGUGUCUCUCCCACCCCGGCCUCCAUCCCGCUGCUUAGCUGCCUCCAUGUCUCUCCCACCCCGGCCUCCAUCCCGCUGCUUAGUCACCUCCGUGUCUCUCCCACCCCGGCCUCCAUCCCGCUGCUUAGCUGCCUCCAUGUCUCUCCCACCCCGGCCUCCAUCCCGCUGCUUAGUCACCUCCGUGUCUCUCCCACCCCGGCCUCCAUCCCGCUGCUUAGUCACCUCCGUGUCUCUCCCACCCCGGCCUCCAUCCAGCUGCUUAGUCGCCUCCGUGUCUCUCCCACCCCGGCCUCCAUCCAGCUGCUUAGUCACCUCCGUGUCUCUCCCACCCCGGCCUCCAUCCAGCUGCUUAGCCGUCUCCAGGAACCUCAAGGAAGGUAGCUCUCCUGCUGCCAAGAUGCCAUCGCCACAGACAGAGACUCCUGGGCUGGAGCUGCAAAGUCCCAAGGAGGCUGAGGAGUCGCAGACUCCAGCCCAGGGCUCCUGGCGAACAAGCAGCAGGAAAGAGCCCAAUGCCCACUGCAAGGAUGGCACAAGGCUGGGCCUGGGCACCUUGAGGCAGGCCUUCUCCCGGGCCAGCCAACGGGCUUUGACCCAGGUCUCCAAGGAGGAUACGGGCCUGUUCCGGCCAAGCUCCUGCUCCCUGUUCCGGUCCUUCCGGCAAGCCCUGGAUGGGGGCCCAGCUGCCGGCCAUGUCCAGGCCACUCCUGAGGUGCCCUCGGGGGUCAUGAACGGUGUCAGCCAGCAGGCAUCCACUGGGGCAGCGUCUGAGGAACUGAAACCCGAGGCAGAAGGCAAAUCCGUGGCCGACCUCAUUACUGAACGGCAACUGCUGGCGGCCUUCGAACAGCUUCUGCGCCUGGAGACACGGCUGGUGGCGGAGAAGGCCUCGCGCACCUUUGAGCAGGACCCCACGGCCUUCGCGCGGCGCGCCAUGGACGUGUGCCUGCAUUACGACGGACUGGCAGCCGAGCUCAGCGCCAUCGUGCGCGAAACGCUGGGCAGCGACGGCGUGGACGCGGCCGUGCUGGCCGAGCUGGCCCGCGUGGUGAACGCGGAGGAGGAGGCCCACCGCUCGCCCCCCGACGACGGCGACUUCCUGCGCACGCCGCGCCACUGGCGCCAGCACUGGGAGGAGGCGGUGCGGCGGAGCGCUCAGGAGCGCGUGCGGCGGCCGGGCGCGGGGUGGGCCUCUGCGGCGGCGGAGGGCGCCUCGGGGCUGGCCCAGCUUCUGGCAGAGCUGGGCGGCUCGGUUCGCCGGGAUCUGCAGAAGGUGCGGCAGGAGGUGCAGCCCGCUUAUGCGGCGGCCGGCUUCCCGGCGUGGGAAGUCUAUCUGCGCGCCUUCCACAGCGCGGUGGCCCAGCGCCUGCAGGAACUCGCGCGCGACGCCCGCGGCUGCGAGCAGCUCUAUGUCCUGCUAGACUGGGCCGCCAACGUCUAUGGCAGUCCUGACUUCCUGGGCCCCCCGGGCCUGGCGCUGCCCGCCGAGCCCCUGCCCCCGCUCCUGGCGCCCGACGUGUGGGCCCGACUGGAGAGCGACUACACCAGCUUCCUGGAGGCCAAGAUCGCAAGCUGCUUCGACAACAUCUUGCAGCUGGAGCAGAGUCACUGGGCGGCCGCCGAGGACCCCGAGGUGCUGCAGGGCCUUUACCAGGCGCCGCUCUCCGUGGACGUCCACAUGCUCGUGGCUGAGCACGUGAAGGCGGCCGGCGCCAUCUCCGCGGAGCUGGAGGCCACCACCCUGCGAAUCUGCACACGGGCGCUCGGCCUCUUCGUGCCCAGGUUUGAAAAGGCUUUUCUGGCGUCGGAGGCGGUGAGCGAGCCCCACCUGGGCGCCUACAUCAACGCCUGCGAGGAGCUCAGGACCGGUAUUCUCUCCAGGUUCCCAGGAACUCUAGAGGAGCUGGAGAAGCCCCUGGUGGCGGCCACCUGCAGCUUCCAGAAGCACCUGCUUCAGGGCUUGCAGCGUGAGUUGCAGCCACUCUUCAGGGUUGUGUGCACCAGGGACUGGCUGACGCAGGACUGGCUGCGUCCCCUCAUGGACAAGGUAGUGAGGUUCACCGGUCAUCUCCAGCGUGUGGCCCAGCCACGGGCACAGGAGACUCUGCAGGAGGUGCACCGGUUUGUGGUCCGCGAGUACCUGGCACAGGCGCUGAGGCCACGGAAGCGGUUCUGGGCCAUGGAGCGCAUGCGUGGCUCCCAGAAGAUGAGCCUGGAUGCCCAGGCCAUCAGCGACACCUUCCAGGGCCUGGGUUCCGAGGCCACAUGGUUGGACCAAGCCAUCCAGUGUGUGGCCGAGAUCCUGGGCGAGACUUACAAAGACGACAUCCAGCGGCACCUGGAGACUCUCAUCCGGAGCUACCCCGACAUCAGGCGGGACCACAUACUGGCCAUCCUGGCGCUGCGCCGACUGGGCUGCCGGCGGAACCAGCAUCUCUUGCAGCACACCCAAGACUUGCUGAGAGCUGCAGCUGGGGUGGUGGGUGCGGAGGCUCCCCGGGGCCGUGUGCUCUUUGAGGAGAUCAAGGUGCCCAGUGCCAUAGCUGUGCGAAUCACCUGUAUCUAGUUCUCUCUGGCUCGAGAGGGGGCUAGCCGGUGGCAGGGGGCUGUGGUCAGUGGGGUUCAGCCAAGAGCCCAGGGAGUCACUCUGGGCCCUGCCCCCAACUCUGACACUGCAGUUAGGGAAUUUUUGUCGUCAGCAGCCAAGCACAGCUGUCCGGCCAGAAGGAGCAGCCGUGCAGGAGGCAUUUCAGGCAUUGGUCGGGAGCGUUUUGGGGCCGCAGAGCUCUCAGUGCUGCCUGUCAUGGAGAGCCUCCCACCCGACUGUCCGGCUUCCCCCUCCAGUCUGAAAGUGAAGAGCAGAGUAUUUAUUUAAAAAAUAAAUGUGAAUUAAAA
This is a messenger RNA of Rhinopithecus roxellana (golden snub-nosed monkey), 3816 nucleotides long. It is a transcript of the gene EXOC3L4, whose product is annotated as exocyst complex component 3 like 4. Gene Ontology annotation, cellular component: exocyst. Gene Ontology annotation, molecular function: SNARE binding. The record is from RefSeq and is a predicted model, not a curated record. The transcript has 12 exons. Lineage: Eukaryota; Metazoa; Chordata; Mammalia; Primates; Cercopithecidae. Bases 968 to 3487 code for a protein of 839 amino acids. Gene Ontology annotation, biological process: exocyst localization; exocytosis.